GACCAAAACUUUUCAAUCAAAGCUAAAAUAGGAGAAGAAGAAGAAGAAAAACCCCACCAUUCAAAUUCUCCAAUUAGGACACAAAAGGCAAAUCGCCAACAGAAGAAGAAAUCAGUACCUCUCAAUCAUAUUCGCAAAGGAAAAAGAGUUGUGGAGCUGUCAAAGAAUACAAAGCAGAUGGAUAUUGUCGAUCAGGCAAUGGAAGUUCACUUUCAAGAGGAAAUACUUAUGGACAUCCUUAGCAGGUUACCUGUGCAGUCUCUUCUUCGAUUCAAAUGUGUUUCGAAUUUUUGGAAAACAUUGAUCUCCGGGCCUUACUUUAAGAUGAAGCAUCUCAAACAUGCCAAGAAUGAUGAAAAUUCCCAAAAAUUUCUCAUUUGUGCCCUGAGGAUGGUAUAUAUUCCGUAUACUGUUGUCCAUUAACGUUGGUUCAACGGGUUGAGGAUGUACGAAAACUUGAUUGCCCUUCAGACUCUAAAUUGUGGAGAAUCAAUAGUACUUCCUGAUCCAGAAUUUUCACCGAAGGGAGUUUCUUGUUUGGGAUUGGGUUAUGACUCAACUAGCGGUGACUAUAAGAUUCUUAAGGUUGACGAGAAGAAAGAGAACGGUUGCAAAGUACCUAGUGAAAUUCUUGCGCUGAAAAGUGGUUCGUGGAGAAAAAUUGAUAAACAUCCUCGUGACAUUCACAAUGAGUUGUUUGGUACGCAUUCUUUGGCAUUUGUACAUGGGGCAUUUCAUUGGGUCGGUAUUUCAAGAAAUUAUUUUGUGGUUUCAUUUGAUAUUUCAAAUGAAGUAUACGGAGAGAUACCACUGCCAGAGAAAAUAUUUUUGCGUAAUAUUGGCGUUUCAGUAUUGGAAGAAAUGCUUUUUGUUUAUUCUACUUAUGAUUUUUUGCGGGAGAACACUUUUAAGUUAUGGGUAUUGAAAGACUAUAGUGGCAAUAAAUCUUGGGAUGCAUUGUUUACUGUAGGAGAUCCCCAGAUUUAUAAAGUCGUACCAAAAUAUAGGUUUGCGGAUGGUGAAGUCCUAUUCUGGUCCAGGGGUUUUGACGGGCAGUCAUUUAGGACGUCCAGAGGACCAUUUGGAUUGUGGCCUCGAGCUGAUAGCUUUCAGAAUGGAUUCGCUUCUACAGAAAGUUUGAUCUCUCCAAAACUACUUACUUAGUAUUUGCUUAUAUAUGAUCGAAGGCACUUUUCCUUUUUUC
Messenger RNA from Nicotiana attenuata, 1204 nucleotides. RefSeq names its product F-box protein CPR30-like. Bases 445 to 1164 code for a protein of 239 amino acids. The record is from RefSeq and is a predicted model, not a curated record. NCBI's taxonomy places the organism in Eukaryota, Viridiplantae, Streptophyta, Magnoliopsida, Solanales, Solanaceae. The transcript has 4 exons.